CAGACUAAUAAAAUAAUAAUAUUGUUAUUUUCGUAUCAUUUUUAGCGAAAAAAAAAGCUGUAAUUUUGACUUUAUUGGUGAUUCUUGUGACUGUCGUGUGUCCGUUAUACCCAAGAAGAAAAACCCAUGUUCUAUUUUGCGUCUAGGCGGUCUCGAAUCAAGUUGCUUUUUGUCUCUUCUUUUUUGACCAUGAUUAAGAUAUUAUAGAGAUUUGUUAGAGCUUCCAAGGAAGUGAAUUCUUCAUUGAGAUCUGCAGCAUUUCUUUGGGUUGGUGGGAUUUCACUUUUCUGAUUCUGGGCUCGUUUUAGAAUUUUCCUUGGAGGACUAUUCUUUCAGUUUAGUUUUAUAGAGUUUCAUGUUUGUUGCUCGUUCAAGUGCUUGAGAGGGAGCUGGAUGCUGUUUGCUUACAGAUGUAAAUAUGGAAAAGAAGAAGGCGAUCUCUCAAUACAGAGAGAGGCUGGACAAGACGCUGUCAUCUGCUGAACUGACCGAUUCAGAGACGCUUAAAACCCUUGUCAAGAAUCAAAUUUUACAAUAUGCACAAGAUGAGAAAGAAGAAUUUAGUGAAAAUUUAUUGGACAAAAGGGCUCAUGAAGUAUCCAAUUUUCUUGACAUGUUAAGGAGUACUUCUAUUGAUGAUCAUCAGGUGUCAAAAUCCAGUGAGACAUCACAUGGUGAAUGGAAAUUGAAGCAUGACAAUGAAGAGUUCCGAGUUAUGUACCGUGAAGGACCUCAUGGCACUCCUUUUCAUACAUUACUUGUUGAAGGCUAUGUAGAUGGGCCUUUGGAUGUUUGUUUAUGUAUCUCUUGGGAGUCAGUCCUCUAUAAGAAAUGGUGGCCUCAGUCUAGCUUUCCACCUUUCAAAGUAACUAGUUCCACCUGUUUGCAAAAGGUCCGAAUUGGUGAACAGAUAUCUCUAGUCAGGGUGAAGGUUGCGUGGCCACUGUCUGCUAGGGAGGCUUUAGUACACUAUUUUUUCUUUGAGUACUUUCAAGAUGAUCUGAUUGUCAUUCUUGUGAACACGGUAGUCUCAGAAGUGAGCAGCAUUGAAAAAGCAACUCAUGGAUUUACUAAUGAUGGAAUUCCUGAAGCAAAGGAUGUUGUAAGGAUUGAUGUAGUUGGAGGCUUUGCUUUGCAGAAGGUGAACAAUGAAAGAAGCUACUUUAGGACAAUAGCAAAUAUGGAUAUGAAGCUGGAUUUUGUUCCUCCAUCCCUUAUAAACUUUAUCUCAAGGCAGCUUAUGGGAAAUGGUUUCAGACUCUAUCAAAAGACUGUGGCUUCUGUGUCUAAUUGUGAUGAAGAUUAUAGCAAGGCCUUGGGAGACCCUUUGUUUGGUCUAAUACGUGAAGCUCUUUACUCCAGUAAGAAAUCAGGUGAAAUUCUUGAAGUACAAGAGCCCAAAAGUGAAGCUCACCUUUUGCCUAAUGAGAAUUUAAUCGAAGGCACACAAGAUGACACGCUCCAUACAGAACAGAAGGUUCGUGCUUGUGACAAUGCUGGUGAAUCUCCACUGAAGAAAACACAAGACACAAAGAGAAAAACUUUUGGUGAAAUUGAGGAAGAAGAAAGUGAAGUGAAUACAGGCCUGGAGGAGGGCAUUAAGGCUGCAAAUCAACCUUCAACCAAUAAAUUCGCAGAUACACAUGGUGUAAAUGCUAAAAAAGGGAUUUCUAUUCGUCCAGAGGUGGAAGAAGCUCUAGGAACGCUGGAGAAGGCCAUUUCAAAAAUACAGCAAUACAGACAUAACGCCCAAAGCAGAUCUUCUAGUUUCUCUGAUGAAGAAGCUCUAUAUUUGGAAGAGGGUGCCGUAAAGGACUCAACUUAUUCUGCAGAAGACAAUGUUUGUUCAAAAGUUGAGGUUGGUCUUGAAGCUGCCUCCAAAAAGUUUUCGGAGAAUCUGGAGAUGACCUCGGAUGACUCCAGGAAUGGCAGUGACAUUAAUGACACAAGGUCUGCAGGAUCAAAUUCUCUUUUGAGGGAAGUUAACCAUAAUCAAGUAAUACAGGCAUCACCUCAGCAGAAUGUAUCAGUACCAACCGAGACAAACCAUGUUGCUUUGAAUUCCUAUGAAAAUGGAACCAUCAAGGCAAAUAGGUACCAUGAAAAUGGUCUAAAUGAUGUGAAAAAGUUGAGUAACUGGAGAAAGCAUAGGUUCUGUUGCUUCAGCUUCUAUUCUGGGUAACCGAUGCCUCAACCCCGAAAAAAUAUCUAGCUUGCUGAUGGAAGUUGAACCUCAGCAACAAAACAAAAGACUUGAGAAAGGAUUUUGUAACAUCUUAUACAAAAAUAACCCCAUUAUGUAAUGAAAUAUGUGUACCAUAGUCUUUAUUUUCUCUUAACAACGAUCCAUCCAUUACUUCUUUCUUUCUUUUUCUUUGGUAGAGAUGUUUAAGUGCAUAAUGCAUUGCCUAUUAUUGAUUAUAGUUGUAAUCCAAAAUACUAUUAAUAAGUUUAAAUA
Messenger RNA from Durio zibethinus, 2458 nucleotides. NCBI's taxonomy places the organism in Eukaryota, Viridiplantae, Streptophyta, Magnoliopsida, Malvales, Malvaceae. The record is from RefSeq and is a predicted model, not a curated record.